Cynara cardunculus var. scolymus (artichoke) is the source of this 2068-nucleotide messenger RNA. Its product is annotated as probable amino-acid acetyltransferase NAGS2, chloroplastic. NCBI's taxonomy places the organism in Eukaryota, Viridiplantae, Streptophyta, Magnoliopsida, Asterales, Asteraceae. Gene Ontology annotation, molecular function: L-glutamate N-acetyltransferase activity, acting on acetyl-CoA as donor. Gene Ontology annotation, biological process: L-arginine biosynthetic process. Gene Ontology annotation, cellular component: cytoplasm. The record is from RefSeq and is a predicted model, not a curated record. The coding region runs from base 89 to 1930 and encodes 613 amino acids. The transcript is spliced from 9 exons.
GAAGACCGCAAAUAAUCGUCUCCGCUUCUUCACACCAAAAUCAUCAGCCACCAUCGCCACUCUCUCGCUGCUGGGAUUCAGCUGUAGCAUGGCCGUUUCAUCUUCUUCGAGUUCUUGCAUCUCUCUCCAAACCUUUCGCCGUCAAACCUACCCUUUGGACCUUGUUAGUAAUGGUACACCCGGAAAAGUUUUCCGACGCUUUAUGACUGGGCCGGUGAAGAUGCCGGUCUUCAAUUCGGUUGUCAAUUUCAGGAAGAAGAAGGUUUCCUUGAGCAUGUGUAAUGUUUUGGGCGAAUUUGAGAGUGAAGUCACGGGGGAAGCCAACAUGAAUGAUAUUAAGGACGAGCUUUUUGUGACUUUUUUUCGGGAAGCGUGGCCGUAUUUCACGGCUCAUCGAGGCAGCACCUUUGUAGUUCUUCUUUCUGCUGAAGUUCUCGAUAGCUCCCUUUUGGAUCCUAUUUUAAUGGACAUCUCGCUUCUUCAUGGCCUCGGAAUCAAAUUUGUUCUUGUUCCAGGGACACAUGUUCAGAUUGAUCAGCUUUUAGCUGAGAAGGGACACGAACCCAAGUAUGUCGGAAGAUACAGAAUCACCGACUCUGAUUCUCUUAAGGCAGCAAUGGAUUCAGCUGGGAGAAUCCGUCUGAUGAUCGAGGCAAAGCUGUCUCCAGGACCAUCCUUAUGCAGCAUCCGUCGACAUGGAGAGAACAGGCGCUGGCAUGACAGUGUCAGUGUUGCAAGUGGUAACUUUCUUGCAGCCAAAAAAAGAGGAGUUGUUGAAGGCAUUGAUUAUGGAGCGACAGGUGAAGUAAAGAAAGUGGAUGUUCCUCGCAUCCGUGAGAGGCUGGAUAAUGAUUCCAUUGUGAUCUUAAGCAACCUUGGAUAUUCCAGCUCUGGAGGUGUACUAAAUUGCAACACAUACGAAGUUGCUACAGCUUGCGCUUUGGCCCUUGGAGCAGAGAAGCUUAUCUGCAUAAUAGAUGGUCCCAUUUUGGAUGAAUGGGGUCGUCUAAUUAGAUUCUUGACUCUUGAAGAUGCAGACAUGUUAAUACGCAGACGAGCCAAACAAAGUGAAAUUGCUGCUAAUUAUGUAAAAGCCAUAGGCGAUGAAGACUCUAGUUCUCUUGGUUAUAACACAAUAAAUGGAGUUGUUCCUGCCCCUCAGAAUGGAAUGGCAUCCAGUGACAGUUAUACUGCAACGUUUCAGAAUGGUGUUGGUUUUGAUAACGGAAAUGGUUUGUGGUCAAGUGAACAAGGUUUUGCCAUUGGAGGGCAAGAACGGCUGAGCAGAUCAAAUGGGUACCUAUCAGAGCUGGCUGCUGCGGCUUUUGUCUGCAGAGGAGGCGUCCAGAGAGUUCAUCUGCUAGAUGGGAAUAUAGCGGGAGUACUAUUGAAGGAACUGUUUCAAAGAGAUGGAGUAGGGACUAUGGUGGCUAGUGAUCUUUAUGAAGGUACAAGGAUGGCAAAGGUGGAUGACCUUGUUGCAAUAAGACAACUUUUCAAACCUUUAGAAGAUUCUGGCACUUUGGUCAAGAGGACUGAUGAGGAGCUGCUUAACGCGUUGGAUUCUUUCAUUGUUGUGGCGAGAGAGGGCCAAAUUAUCGCAUGUGCAGCCCUGUUUCCAUUCUAUGAAGACAAGUGCGGGGAGGUUGCUGCCAUUGCUGUUUCUCCCGACUGUCGAGGACAAGGACAGGGAGACAAAUUACUUGAUUAUAUUGAGAAGAAAGCAUCUUCGAUAGGACUGCAAAGGCUUUUCUUGCUGACAACACGUACAGCAGAUUGGUUUGUCAGGCGGGGGUUCUCAGAGUGCUCGAUUGAAUCGAUACCAGAGGAAAGGAGAAAAAGGAUAAACCUAUCACGUGGAUCCAAGUACUAUAUGAAACAACUGCUACCCGACACUAGCGGAAUUCGUUUUAAUAGCAUCUUUGCUUGACUAUUUAGUACCACCCACCAAAUGCCAAUGGUGAUGCUCAUGGAUUUUUUUUCAUAAAAUAACAGAAUGUUCAUAACUAGUUUGUAAUUUUGCAUCUCUUCCAGUCCUAAAUCAUAUGAAUAAAGCAACCUUAAAUUA